CCUUGCAUUGACUUGUUUGAUUUGCGAGUUCUGCUCCUCCACCGCCAGCGGCAGCAGGAAAAUUUUCUGGCCUAACCCCAUCAGACGUCAUUUGCCUGCCUGAUCGGUUCCCGCCGCAUAUAAAGCAUCGUCUAGCUCCCCAUGUCUUCUACCGAGAGCCCCGACGCCGCCACCGUCUUCUACGAGCAGCUGGAGAACCUCGAGGAUGAGUUCGAGGAGGUUGAGCUCGAGCUCCUCCGCCAGCAGGCCAAGCUCACCAAGGACCUGUACGCCAAGCGCGCCAAGGUCAUUGCUCAGAUCCCCAGCUUCUGGCCCCUCGUCUUCGAGCAGGCUCCCCCGGAUAUCGACGAGUACGUCCAGCCGACCGACUCUGCCGUGCUGCUGAGCUCGCUCGUCGACCUGUCCGUCGAGCGCUUCGAGCUGCCCGACGGCGACCCUCGCAGCAUCGCCAUCAAGUUCGAGUUCAGCGAGAACGAGUACUUUGAGAACAAGGUGCUCGAGAAGAAGUUCUGGUGGCGCCGCAACAAGGACGGCUGGGCGGGCCUCGUCAGCGAGCCCGUCAAGAUCAACUGGAAGCCCGGCAAGGACCUGACCAGCGGCCUGCUGGACCUCGUCUACCAGGUCUGGGAGGACGACAAGGCCGGCAAGGGCGACGACACCGAGGCCAAGAAGAAGCUCAAGGAGCAGAUGGAGAGCACCGGCCUCGACGGCGUCAGCUUCUUUGCCUGGUUCGGCUUCCGCGGCCUCAGCAUCUCCGAGGAGGAGAACAAGGCCGCCGUCAAGGAGGAGCAGGAGAAGCGCCAGGCCCGCAAGGAGGGCAAGCCCGUCGACGAGGACAUGGACGAGGAGGACGACGACGAUGAGGACGACGACGAGUACGAGAUGGAGAUCUUCCCCACCGCCGACGACCUGGCCGUCUGCAUCGCCGAGGACCUCUGGCCCGGCGCCAUCAAGUACUUCUUGACGGCCCAGGAGCUGGAUGGCCAGAGCGACAUCAGCUUUGAGUCUGACGAGGAGAUGGACGAGGACGAGGCCGCCGCUCAGCCCUCCAAGAAGCGCAAGGCUUAAGCCUUUCUCUUCGGUUCUUCUAUUUGCUCCAGAGCUGAUGACGAUGAUGACCGGAAAAAACAAUUGGGCUGUUACAAAAAGGAAGUUGCUCUAUGGAGCUUGGUGCUUUACGGUUAUAUAGAAAAAUUCAUACCCCCAUU
This is a messenger RNA of Trichoderma citrinoviride, 1208 nucleotides long. RefSeq lists its product as hypothetical. Gene Ontology annotation, cellular component: chromatin; nucleus. The coding region runs from base 142 to 1068 and encodes 308 amino acids. Gene Ontology annotation, biological process: nucleosome assembly. The record is from RefSeq and is a predicted model, not a curated record. Gene Ontology annotation, molecular function: histone binding; chromatin binding. Lineage: Eukaryota; Fungi; Ascomycota; Sordariomycetes; Hypocreales; Hypocreaceae. The transcript has 7 exons.